This is a messenger RNA of Salvia miltiorrhiza (redroot sage), 599 nucleotides long. RefSeq names its product agamous-like MADS-box protein AGL104. Gene Ontology annotation, molecular function: RNA polymerase II cis-regulatory region sequence-specific DNA binding; DNA-binding transcription factor activity, RNA polymerase II-specific; protein dimerization activity. The transcript is spliced from 4 exons. Gene Ontology annotation, biological process: regulation of transcription by RNA polymerase II. Bases 251 to 574 code for a protein of 107 amino acids. Lineage: Eukaryota; Viridiplantae; Streptophyta; Magnoliopsida; Lamiales; Lamiaceae. The record is from RefSeq and is a predicted model, not a curated record.
GCCAAACCAGAUUCUCUCAUCACUAUGAAGCAAAAAAACAAAUCAUCACACAUAGAGAGCAUUUAAAUUAUAGCUUAGCUCAACAUUUAAUUCAUUUGGCCGUACAUAAUCUUUUAUUUAUGGCCCCAUAAAAGGCUACAAAAUUCACAUCGUUCCUCUAAUUUAUGCUCUUCCUCGAGAUCCUCCUCCUCUUCCUCUUCCUCUUCCUCUUCCUCUUCCUCUUCCUCUUCUUACGACGACGACACCCACCAUGGGGCGCAAGAAGCUCGCAAUGAGGCGAAUCGACAACCCUACUUCCCGACAACUCACUUACACGAAGCGCAAGGAUGGCAUCGUCAAGAAGGCCGGCGAGCUCUCGGUUCUAUGCGACACGGACGUCGCCCUCAUCAUGUUUUCGCCCUCCGGCCGCCUCACUAGCUUCGCUAGCAACGGAAGAAUUGAGGAUAUCUUCCUUCGUUUUGUUGACAGGCCUGAUGAGCUAAGAGGAGGGCCUAUUAAUCACGAAGAGUUCUUGUCUCAAAAGUUGAAGCAGUUGAAGUAUGAAGGUGAAAUGCUGGAAAAGAUAGCCAUGUAAGAAGCCCUUAUGCUUUUAAGCUUCA